AGUCGAAUAAUAGAAGCGAUACGGUUGGAGAAGGAUUUUAAUUGUACUGCAAAGUAGUGAAGGUAUUGUGCAUUUGUUUAUGUGAUGCGCAUGCGAUAUCUAUCUAUAAUUGUGUCGAGUUCCAUAAUUGUUACGAUUUUGGCAUAAUGUCACAAAAACGUAAAAUUGAUAGUGAGUGCAGAGCUUUACAGCCUAAAUGGGAAAUUGCAUAUUUUUUCAUGGAAUGGAAAGGCUAUGCAAGUUUCAAAUGUUUCUCAUGCGUUGGUGGGCCAAACACGAAAUGUGCGCGAGAACUAAGUCAAGACGAAACGGAAAAUUGUGAAACACAAUGUUUUGAAACAUAUAUAGAGUAUCAAAGUGGUGUAUUUCCGUUGGUAGAACGUAGAUGCUGGGAUAAACCUGCAAAUACUAAUAAACGGAAUUAUUGUGAAUGGUUACCAUCUCAAUCAAGAAUUUUAAACACCAACGCUACAAUAAAAAGUUGUUCGACUUGUGAGUCAUCUAAAUGUAAUAAUAACCAAAAACUUGCUCCAGUAAAGCCGACCUGCAAAGCCUGAUAUUGUUUUUAGAAUGUUUAUUCAUUUUAUGUAAAAUAUCAAAUAUAUUUGAAACGUA
Messenger RNA from Diorhabda sublineata, 615 nucleotides. RefSeq lists its product as uncharacterized. Bases 147 to 557 code for a protein of 136 amino acids. The record is from RefSeq and is a predicted model, not a curated record. The transcript is spliced from 3 exons. NCBI's taxonomy places the organism in Eukaryota, Metazoa, Arthropoda, Insecta, Coleoptera, Chrysomelidae.